AGGGAGCUUGGUCCCAGUGAUGUACUGGGCCGUACUCACCACCCUCUGUAGUGCCUUGCGGUUGAGUGCCUUGCAGGUGCCAUACCAAGCCGUUUGCAGCCAGUCAAGAUGCUCUCAAAAAGUUUGGGGCGGGAGAACGGCAGCAUGAGAAAGAUGGAUAGGAGGCCACCUUAAAUAGACAUAGGUUGGAACACAACAGGCUGAAUAAGUAAUUACAUAUCAUAGAAAAAUAUCCACCAGGAAGGUGUGAUUAUUGCCAGGAAAUAUAAACAGUAGAACAUGUGUUGAUAUAGUGCGGGCAGUAUAAGCGGGAGAGAGAUAUUUGAGCAUCUGCAUUUUAUUUAAAAAUAUAUAUUUUACCGUUAUUUUACCAGGUAAAUUGACUGAGAUGAGAGAGAAUGGGAUACAGGAAUUAAGUGUAAUGAGUCCAUUGAGUAGAAUAUGAACAUAUGCAGUAUUCGUUUUUUUGUGUUGUUUUUAUAAGAUAAACGGGGCAGGCAGGCAUUAUAAUGUUUCUCCCGGUCUCUGGCCCACACUCCACUCCAGCACAGUAGUAGGUGGCAGUAAUGCACUAACAACAUAGGAUGCCAACUGCCCAAAAAUACCACCGAAGAAGUAAACGGACGCGAACAGUGACCAAGAACAAUUACCACUUUCGCGUUUUUAUUGUUGUAUUUAGACGUUUAUUAACACACUGGAACUCAAAGUAUGCCGAUUUUUACUUCACGGCAUCACAUAAUUACCUCAGGUAGUCUGUAAUUCGCGUUGGAAACAGGACUUGGUUCAUAUACCUAUGUUAUCUAGGUAACGCUUGCUAGGUGCUAACAAUGGCUGACUGUAUGGUUUUUCACACUCAAAUAGCCUCCAUUAUGGAGGUGCUAGCGAAUGCAGCCGUGGCAGAGAUCUGUAAACUAGUAGAUGACGACUAUGCAGUGUUUCGUUUAGAAGUUACUCAAAGCCAGAAAGAAAACAGGGGAUUGCGGAGGAAACUCCAGCUACUGGAACUGAAGGUGGCACGGGAGCGCGCAGAGAGGACAAUACGAGAGCGCGUCGUCGCCAGUCGUCCCAGUAGUGUCAAGAUCCUCGACCGAUACAGAGGAAUGGCAAGAGGUGAAGGACAUCUCACUGGAGGCCACAGGAGCUUUGUGAAACCAGCGGGACACAACGCGUGGAUAGAUGACCAACCUAUAGCUAUAGAUGAGGGGAGUGGAACCUCAAACCAACAUGUUAUUGUGAUAGAGUCUGCAGAUGCAGAGGCUGCAGGUCCUGGGGUCAAUCAGGAGGGGACUGAAGGAAAGGACUCAAGACACAGAGACAUCCAGACUGGAGCGCUCCCUGUAGCCACGGAGGACCGCGCCGCCACGCCCCAGCCCAGGACCUCACGCAGCAUCACGGAGGAGGAGGAGGGUCCAGAGGUGCUGCUGGUCAAGGAGGAGGGGUGUGAGGAGGGUCUGGGGAACCCUGAGGGGAACAUGGUCAUGGAGGACAACCAAACUACACCUCCUCUUGAACCCACAGAGGAACCAGCUGAGCAGCACAGGAACACACACUGUAUCACUGAGUCAGUAGACAUGGAGGAUGGGAAGCCUGAUCUGCUGCUAGUCAAAGAGGAGACAAUAGAGGAUGUACCAGAGAGCAUGGAUCUGCUGAGUGGACUAAAGAUGGGGGAGCAAGGUGAUUGGCUGGAGGCUAACAGAGGAGACUGGACGGCCAUCUUGAAUUCCCAGACCGGUGGAGCCAAGGGCUUACGGGACAACAUCACUGAGCAGGCCAGGACCAGAGGCGACAAAGUGGAGUCUGCUGUCCAUGAGAGCCUGCUGUCAUCCGGUGUUGCUGGUGGGAGAGACUGGGCCUCUGAGGUGGCUAGUCACAAAGCCUGGCCCCGGAUCAGAACCCUGGAUCAGCAGCCUUCGCUCUUCCUUCCCGAGUCGGAACCAGGACCCAACUACGAGGGACAGAGAGUCCACCACCACACAGAACACAACCAGUGGACAGGUGGACUGAACAACCUCAGUCCUGGUGGUCAUCAGAGAGACAGAGGCUCUAGUCAGGGAUCCAGUCUGCAGCCCAGACCCUUCUCUUCACAGUCUCAGUGCAGGGAUGUAGCAGGGCCUGGGGCUGAUAGAGAUAGACCCUCCUGUUCCUAUGAUACAAACACCACAGUGUCCAUGAUAAACAGUGCAGGUCUUCCUGGGCUUCAGCCUUCACAGAGAGUGGUGGGAAACCCCCUGGUAGGAGUCUUUCCUCUCCAUCAGGAUCUCGUCUAAUGCCUGGUGAAUGGGUUCAUAGAAGGUCUGGGUCUAACCUUCCUCAUUUAACUCAUAGUUACCCUAGCAAUACAGACAGAGUCAGGAUGGGUGUUCAGCACAAGCGCUUCCUAGCCUCUAACACAGCGCAAAGUCCCAACAACACCCAAACAAUGGCUAGAGGUCAAGGAGGGAGCUCAAAGACUAACCACCUGAGGCUGGCUCCUGCUUCUACCUCCUCUGGUGUCAUUGGGAGGCCGAGCAUUAGGACUGACGCCGACAAGCCGUACACCUGCCCAACGUGUGGGAGGCGCUUUGCUAAAGCGAGCUAUGUGAAGAUGCACCAGACCGUUCACACCAAGGAGAAGCCCUUCAAGUGCAAACUAUGUUACAAGAGCUUCUCCUUCCUGACUAACCUUAUCAGACAUAGGAGUGUCCACAAUGGGGAAAAAUCAUAGCAGUGUGGCCUGAGAUGUACACAGGGGGUGUCAGGGUGACAUUAUAGUUAUGUGAAGUGUCUUUGGGUAAGAGAGUAAUUAACCACAUACUCCUCAUUAACCCUUUGUUAACUUGUCUUUUGAAACAGGUUUGUGUAAACUGUUUUGAGAGAGAGAGUAAACCUGGGCUAGAACAAGGAUAGUUGAAUAUUUACCUUACUGAGGUGAUGUAGAUGGAAUAAAGUAAUUGUAUUAUUUUCUA
Molecule: messenger RNA, 2945 nt
Organism: Oncorhynchus masou masou (cherry salmon)
Lineage: Eukaryota; Metazoa; Chordata; Actinopteri; Salmoniformes; Salmonidae
Exons: 7
Coding region: 828-2267 (479 amino acids)
Source: RefSeq, a predicted model, not a curated record